This is a messenger RNA of Vanderwaltozyma polyspora DSM 70294, 1200 nucleotides long. Its product is annotated as putative aminophospholipid translocase regulatory protein. The record is from RefSeq and is a predicted model, not a curated record. NCBI's taxonomy places the organism in Eukaryota, Fungi, Ascomycota, Saccharomycetes, Saccharomycetales, Saccharomycetaceae. The coding region runs from base 1 to 1200 and encodes 399 amino acids. The transcript has a single exon. Gene Ontology annotation, cellular component: plasma membrane; endoplasmic reticulum; Golgi apparatus.
AUGAUUUUACAAUCGUUUAAAGAGAAAUGGUUUAAUAGAACAAUAAAUAAUGAUAACGAACCAAAUAAAAUAAGGUCUAGAAGGCCAUUGAAUACUUCAUUUCGACAACAGCGGUUAAAAGCAUGGCAUUUAAUUUUGUCUCCUCAAAGUGUAUUGCCACUUCUGAUCUUAAUUUCGUGUAUGUUUGCUCCUAUUGGAAUUGGAUUAUUAGUAAGUAGCACAAGUGUUCAAGCAAUUUCAAUUGAUUAUACGGAGUGUGAUAGUCUGAUAGUUGAUAGUAAUUAUGUUGAAAUUCCAGAGAGUUACAUUAGCUAUAAUUUUAAAAAAGCUAUGAUCACAAAGCCACAAUGGAGAUUAAUAAGCGAGGCUAAUAGUGAGGAUUUGGUUUGCCAAUUACAAUUCGAAAUACCUAACACGAUUAAGGAAUCUACAUAUAUAUAUUAUAAAUUGACUAAUUUUUAUCAAAACCAUAGAGAAUAUGUUGAUUCAGUUGACUUGGAUCAAUUAAAGGGUAAGGCUUUGAGUCCUAGUAGCUUACGAGAUAAAUGUGAUCCAUUAAGGAAACUUGAUGGCAAGGCAGUGUAUCCGUGUGGACUCAUAGCAAAUUCGAUAUUCAAUGAUACGUAUUCCCAUCAAUUGACAGGGUUCAAUGGAACGGAAAACUUUUUAUUAACAAACAACCACACAGCAUGGAGCACAGAUAAACAUAGAUACAAAAAGACUUCAUAUAAUGCAUCUCAAAUAGUUCCACCUCCUAAUUGGUAUAAAAAAUUCCCAAAUGGCUACACAGAUGAUAAUAUUCCGGACUUGCAAAAUUGGGAAGAAUUUAAAAUAUGGAUGAGACCUGCAGGACUUCCAACAUUCCAUAAACUAAUAUUAAAAAAUGAUACAGCUGUAAUACCACAAGGACAAUAUGUAGCAAAUAUUGGUUUAAAUUAUCCAGUAAAAUCAUUUGGUGGAACAAAAUCUUUUGUCCUAACUACAAACUCCAUUGUUGGUGCCAAGAAUAAUUCAUUGGGAAUACUAUAUCUAGUUGUUGCAGGAAUAUCAGUUGUGUUCGCUCUAAUAUUUCUGGUGAAAGUAAUAGCUCAACCUACAAAAGUAGAAAAUAUAUCAUACUUAGAUUAUCACAAAGCUAAAAUAUCACAUCCAGAGGAAGAAGAGCCACCAAUUGAUAGAAACUUUAGGGAAAUUUUAUAA